GAGAGAGAGAGAGAGAGAGAGAGAGAGAGAGAGAGAGAGAGAGAGAGAGAGGAGAACGGCCUCGUGGCACGCCUCGUGGUCGCCUCGCUUCACGAGCGAGCGUACUGAUUAUCUCUCUCUCUCUCUCGUCACGGUAACCCGGCGGAUACGAUGAGACUCUUCUCCGGGAACGAGGAAAAUGUGACGUGAGAGACUGGCCUUCGGCGGGUCCUUCGGCGAGUGCGACACGCUCUGCGACGCGACGCAGUCAGUACGCGGGCGCGGGUCAUCCUGCAAAAUGACCGCCGCUCCUCCGGCGAGGAUGCUUCCGUCGACGGCGGCGGUGUGCUGCUGGCUCCUGGUGGCGCUCGGUGUCGGCCAGGUCGCCGGACAAUUAUUGGACACGGAGUUCCAGCCGACGGUGACGGCGACGUGCAAAGGCGGCCACAUGACGAUCCGCGUCAACCUCAAUCAGAGCUUCGUGGGCGCGGUUCAUGCCCGGGAUCAUCGGACCCCGCAGUGCAUGGUCUCAGGCAAUGGCUCCACGCAGGCCACUUUGGGCAUCAACCUAUUCGCGGCCAACGAUAGUCCCGAGUACUGCGGAGUCCUCGUGAACAACCACACGGAAGAACGCUCCAUUCCCAUCGCUGUUAGGAUACACAAGACCCUGGAACUGGCGGACGACAAGUUUUACGUCAUCACGUGCGGGAAGGCGGGCUUCAAGAACGCCAAAAAUGAAACUUCGCUGGUUUCCCUGCGCCUCUUGGACGGAGGCGUCAGAGUGCAAGAAGCUGUAUACGGUCACAACUAUACGAUGCGUGCCGAGAUUUCACGCCCAGACGGAAUGUACGGGAUUCGAGUCAAAAAUUGCGUUGCGUUCAACAAGCUCAAUUCCAGCGUGCCGCUCAUAGACGACAAAGGCUGCCCCGUGAGGGCUCUGGUGAUGACGAAAUUCAUAUACGAUCGGAGCACCGGCAUGGCGGAUGCCACAUUGUUCUCGAUGUUCCGGUUUUCCGACAGCUCAGAGGUGCAUUUCCAAUGCGACAUCGCAGUGUGCAGAGGAAGCUGCGGCAUCCCCAUUUGUGAAGGAGACAAAGAGGAGCUGAUAAAGGGUGGCUCCUCCACUAACGGGCAGAGUGUUAGUGGCGAAGAGGGAGUGCUGCUCGCCGGGACGAGUGUUUUUGUUCUCAAGCCGGGCGAACAACGAGUUGUACAAACACUGCACGAUGACGGCAGCGUGCACCCGCUGUGGCUGCUGUGGCUCGCGGUCGCGCUCGGGAUAUUAUUCCUCAUCAUGCUCAUUAUCAACAUAUUCCUGUGUUCGGCGAUGACCUGCAGCUGCACCCGGACCGACAUCAUCGAGAAGGAGCCGUCGAUCAUCGAGGAUUACGACCCGUACCGCAGCUGGCACGGUUCUCAAUACGGGUAUUCGUUAAACGGCAAGCAGGGCUACGCCUCCGGGGGAUCCACCAUGAACUCCACGAGGUCGAUAUCGACCAACAGCGAUCACUACGCGAUAGUGCACUCUCGACCGGGCAGCAGAUAUUCCGGCCCCGGCCAGAAGCACCAUCACCAUCACAGAGGACCGCCGUCCAACAUCGGCUCGCACUACUCUGGGAAAUGAUGGCCGCCUUAGCUUCGUUUAUCGAAUGAAUCUAGAACUCACUCUCUCUCUCUCUCUCUCUCUCUCUCUUCGUUGUCUUCAUUAACGUUUACUUUCAUUCAUCAUACGAAUUCGUACGCGUCGCUGCUGCGGCACUCAUACGAUCGCACGAGUCGCGGGCGUUCGGUUUUCGAGCGCGAAAUUACCGACGCAUCUCGAAGGAGACUCUGCUGGCCGUCGAGGCGACGUUCAACGACGUAUCGACGUUUUCUUGAGCUCGUGUCGCUCGACCGACGGAUCCCUCGUGGUGUCUACCGCAAUCGUGCGUGAAUCGUUUACACUCCGUCGCUUUGAUAUUCGCAUGCAAUCGAUUCGUAAUAAAUGGCGUAGAAGAGUGACGCAUUCGUGAUUGACGGCCUGAAAAUAUUAUGCAAUAACAGUGCAAUAGCAACAUGUGCGUUUUAUGUAACGCGAGGAUACGCAGAGGAUCAAGAAAAUGUCGAUACAUGAGAUCCGAUACCUCAGUAACGACGUUGAUUUAAGCUUCGCGACAAUCCGAAGUUCAUGCCUCGAGAGAAUAGAAUUAUGUCAUGCUCCGAUUAUCAUACUGUGUAUUCGUUAUUUGUCCCACGGGACAUUUUACUCGAUAAUCUCGCGUCUUGUUGACGAUAUUAAUAUCAGCGGCAAUAAGCAAUGUGAUUAAUUCGGGACCAAGUAUAUUAACGAAAUAAAACUCUCUAUACGUCAGCACGAUUAUUAUUAUAUAUAUAUAUAUACAUAUAUAUAUAUAUAUAUAUAUAUAAAAAACACUGCAUGCAUCUCUAUACGUCGAAACUUUUAUACCUAGCCUUAUGAUUCGUCAGACGAUUCUCGCGCUUGGACACUGCGUAUGUAUCAUAUAAUAAUAUAAUAGUCAUCAACUAUAGGCACACACUAGCAUCUACGAAACUGCGGAAUAUUCUGCGGAUCUUAAUUAAGAUAUGACUAGUUAAAUGCUUUUUGUACAUAAAUCCAUUAAUCGAAAGACAA
Molecule: messenger RNA, 2611 nt
Organism: Harpegnathos saltator (Jerdon's jumping ant)
Lineage: Eukaryota; Metazoa; Arthropoda; Insecta; Hymenoptera; Formicidae
Exons: 9
Coding region: 278-1603 (441 amino acids)
Source: RefSeq, a predicted model, not a curated record